UAGUAGACAUUUUUAGGUUAAAUUAAAUGUGUUUUGAAUUAUUGUAAACGAAAACAUGGUUUUACUAAAGAAAAACGAUAACGAUUUAUACAUAAUUACUGCAGACAAUAUAAUUCGCUACGACAUUGAAAAAUCGAGUGAUAGUUACAAAAAAAUAGAAAACCCACCACCAGAUAAUCCGAAGCAAACCGAUGCUGUCAGCAAAGAUAACGGAAGCAUUAAUUCAUUAGAACUCUCACCUUCGAAAAAAUACAUAGUCGUAUCAACGGAAAACAAGCACAUUUUAAUUUACGACCCAGAUUUCAAAUUAAUCAAAAGAUUCGUAGCGAACCGAGCUCCUUGCAAGGCUUGUUUCACACCAUCCGAUGACCUUAUAGUAGCCGAUAAAACCGGAGAUGUUUACCUGUACAAACUACAAGACGACGAAAACAAACCUGAACUACUCCUCGGGCACCUAAGCGUGAUUUUAGACAUUACUUUCAGCGAAUGCGGUAAAUACAUCAUUACGAGCGACCGGGACGAGAAAAUCAGAGUGUCCCAUUUUCCCAAUUGCUAUAACAUAGCCAGUUACUGCUUGGGACACACCAACUUCGUUCAUAAAAUAAAUGUCGUAGAAAAUGUAUUAGUGUCUGGUUCCGGAGACGGGACAAUCAGGUUUUGGGAUUUCCUCGAAGGCAAGCAGUUAGGAAUCAUCGACAGUAAUGCGGAUAUCGAAAGAAAACAAUCAUUGCAAGAAUUUUCCGAACAAAUGGUUAAGGAAAAAGUGGAAAUAUCCGCUCUUCCGGUACUCGAUAUGCAAGUGUGUGCGAGUCAUUCUUCGUUAUACGUAGCCAUAUCUGUAUUUAAUUACGAUUGUAUUAACUUGUAUAGCGUAGAUGUUUCUAAUUUUAAACCGAAUUUAAUUCGUAAAUUACAAAUCGGUUGUUCGUUUAGUUUCUGUUUAAAAGAGGAUUUGUAUGUGUACGAUAAUAACUUAACGAGUUUUAAACUACCCGAUUUAAUUCGAAUCAACUCGAGUUUGGAUAAAAUUUGUGAAAAAUACAAUACCUUGUUCACACCGAUAGAUAAUAGCGGUUUUACUGUAUUAUACAAAAGAAAAUACGACAAUGUUCAGGAAUACUUAAAGAGAAAAAAGUUAAGAGGCAAAUAAAGU
Molecule: messenger RNA, 1153 nt
Organism: Phyllotreta striolata
Lineage: Eukaryota; Metazoa; Arthropoda; Insecta; Coleoptera; Chrysomelidae
Source: the annotation of a GenBank genome assembly